AUGGGUAUCAAUAUAUCGAAGGUCUUUGCUGGCCUCUUCGGCAAGCGGGAGAUGCGAAUCUUGAUGGUUGGCUUGGACGCCGCUGGAAAGACCACCAUUCUGUACAAGUUGAAGUUGGGUGAGAUCGUCACCACCAUCCCGACCAUUGGAUUCAACGUCGAGACGGUCGAGUACAAGAACAUCUCCUUCACCGUGUGGGAUGUCGGUGGUCAGGACAAGAUCCGCCCCCUCUGGCGCCAUUACUUCCAGAACACCCAGGGUGUUAUCUUCGUCGUGGACUCCAACGACAGGGAGCGUGUCAGCGAGGCUCGGGAGGAGCUUCAGAGGAUGUUGAACGAGGACGAGCUGAGGGAUGCGCUUCUUUUGGUGUUCGCAAACAAGCAGGAUUUGCCCAACGCCAUGAACGCGGCCGAGAUCACAGAUAAGCUUGGACUGCACAGCUUGAGACAGCGGGCCUGGUACAUCCAAUCGACUUGCGCUACCUCUGGUGACGGUCUCUACGAGGGUCUCAACUGGCUCAGCGAGAACUUGAGGAAGCGUGGUGCGGCUUAA
Molecule: messenger RNA, 552 nt
Organism: Tricharina praecox
Lineage: Eukaryota; Fungi; Ascomycota; Pezizomycetes; Pezizales; Pyronemataceae
Product: ADP-ribosylation factor family-domain-containing protein
Exons: 5
Coding region: 1-552 (183 amino acids)
Biological process (GO): vesicle-mediated transport; intracellular protein transport
Cellular component (GO): cytoplasm; plasma membrane
Molecular function (GO): GTP binding; GTPase activity
Source: RefSeq, a predicted model, not a curated record